AUGGUGCUUUCUGCUCAAUUGGGCUUUGGACUCUUGGCCUGUGUUGUGGUUGAUGGGAUCAUGAACUUUGCAACUGACAUUGCCAAAGAGAUUGGACUUAUGAGCAUCUCUUUCCGUACCAUAAGUGCUUCUUGCUACUGGUCUUAUUUUUGUAUCCCAAAACUCAUUGAAGCCAGUGAGCUUCCCUUCAAAGAAAGCGAAAUGGAUAUUCUGAUAACAUAUGUGCCAGGAAUGGAAGACUUUUUGUGGCGGCGGGACCUCCUAGGGUACAUGGUGGGUUGGGCACCACAAGAGGAGGUCUUGAAGCACCAGGCCAUUGGUGGGUUCUGGACACACAGUGGUUGGAAAAUAUUGGAGAGCAUAGUCGCUGGGGUGCCAAUGAUGUGUUGGUCUUAUUUUGCUGAUCAAAUGGUGAACAGCAGGCUUGUGAGUGAGGUGUGGAAGCGGGGAUUUGACAUGAAAGAUAGGUGUGACAGAGUGAUCCUUGAGAAAGUGAUUAGGGAUUUGAUGGGGGGAGAGGAAGGUUGA
Messenger RNA from Prunus mume (Japanese apricot), 528 nucleotides. The record is from RefSeq and is a predicted model, not a curated record. NCBI's taxonomy places the organism in Eukaryota, Viridiplantae, Streptophyta, Magnoliopsida, Rosales, Rosaceae.